AGCCCUUAUAAUUAAAACUAAAUAACAGGAAACAAGAGUCAGUUCACUUACUAUGACCUUACAACACCAAUUAUCCAUUCCCCCACUCGCCCCACGCGCGUCCCUUCAACGCGCCACCCUCUUUCUCACCUCACCUCCUUUUCUCUCUCUUCUCAAAACCCACCACCACCGUCAACGAAUCUCUCUCUCCGCCAUGUCAUCAUCUCCCCCCACCUUCACCGAACUCAACUCCGAUUCUGAUUUCUCCUCUCUUCUCUCUCCCGACGAUCACAUCUCCAUUUGCGGCUUCGGUUCUCUUCUCUCCGAACGAAGUGCCAGAAGCACUUUUCCUGAUUUGAUCAAUUUCAGAACCGCGAAAUUGAAUCACUUUCGUCGUGUUUUCGCUCAUGUUGCUCCUGUUUUCUUUGAACGUGGCAUUGCGAAGCCCGAAACUAUGGAGAUUUCAAGCUUGAGUGUGGAGCAAUGUGAAGGAGAAACUCUUGUAGUAACAGUUUUUGAGAUAAGAAAAUCAGAGAUUCCAGAUUUUAUCAAAAGGGAGGUUGAGUUUCGGUUUCUUGCUGUUCUUCCUGAAACUCUUGAUGGCAAGUCUUUUGAUUUUCCAGCGGUCCUUUGUGCACGUUAUAGUGAUGAGGAAUUUUUCAACAUUAGAUGCAAAGGAAAUAAGGAAAUGUUAUUUCAGCAAUAUGGACGAUGGAAUAUUGAUAAAAUCUGGAGAGAUGAUAUUUUUCCUUGCCGUGUCUAUCUUCGACACUGUGUUCUAGCAGCAAAGAAUCUAGGUGACACAGCCUACAACAAUUUUCUGGAUCACACCUACCUUGCUGACCGUAAAACAACCAUUCGCGAGUACUUGGAAACAGCAGGUUCUGGUAUAAUGGAAGAGGAACCCCCUGAAUCCCUCAAGUUCCGUUAUGGUGGUUGAUAAUUUCAAUUCAAGAUUCAGUUUUUGCUGUCAUUUGAUGUCUCAGUGUCAAGAAAUGGAAGAUGGGCUUAAACAUUUUCAUGUUAAUAGUAAAACAAAACAUAUACUACAUUAAUAAUACAUUCAUGUUAUUUCUCUGACUUGCUGUAAGUUUUGAAAUCGAGCUUAAGAAUAACAUUAAACAGAACCCACGAGGGUGUGUGUACAACUUUCUUCUUUAAGAAAGAAAUAUCCAUCUCAGCUUUUA
Molecule: messenger RNA, 1166 nt
Organism: Medicago truncatula (barrel medic)
Lineage: Eukaryota; Viridiplantae; Streptophyta; Magnoliopsida; Fabales; Fabaceae
Exons: 8
Coding region: 53-919 (288 amino acids)
Source: RefSeq, a predicted model, not a curated record